Camellia sinensis is the source of this 1589-nucleotide messenger RNA. Lineage: Eukaryota; Viridiplantae; Streptophyta; Magnoliopsida; Ericales; Theaceae. The record is from RefSeq and is a predicted model, not a curated record.
UUUUUAAAUUCUGAUCGAGAGAACGACGCUUCAACCUCUCUCUUCGUCUCUCCGACUCAGACACAGAGAGAGAGAGAGAACCGAAACUCGAAGGAAUCAAUUAUUGAUCACCAUAAAAAACACCCUGCAACUCGUCACAACUCCACCUCUCUCUCUCUCUCUCUGUGCAUUGCAACUUAUCAAGUUCGAUCCAUCCAUUGAAGGAGAGAGUACAUUCGCAUUUUCGAUUAUUCGGGGGCUCUUUUCUCAGUCUCUCUCUCUCUCUCUCUCUCUCUCUGUGCAAUUCGAAAAGUUUCUGAUAUACAGAAGAGAUUAUCAGGACUGACGUGUGAUGGCCUCAGAGAGGGAACAUUUCAACCUUUCAGGACCCCUGCACCUGACUUAUGUUGACUGGAAAAAUGCGGAUCACAGAAGGUCUAUCGCUGCCUGUUUGGUUCAGGGUGUCUACAUUUUGGAGCGUGACCGCCAGGAGAAUAGGCAAGGGCCUGAAGCUCUUGCUCCUCCUUGGUGGGAGUUCUUCCAUUUCCGACUACAUAGUCAGCUUGUAGAUGAUGCUGACCACUCCAUCUUUGGUGCCAUCUAUGAAUUUAAACCAGCAUCCGACUGCAGCCACUUGUUAAUAAAUGGAACUCCACUUUAUGUAAUUGCCUUCCGAGGCACCCUAACCAAAGGCGAUGCUUUUUUGCGGGAUCUUCAAUUGGACAUCCACAUCAUCAGAAAUGGGCUUCAUCACACAUCUCGCUUCGAGAUUGCCAUGCGAGCUGUGCGGAACACAGUUGCAGCAUUUGGAAACUCGAAUAUCUUGUUAGCCGGCCAUUCCUUGGGGGCAGCCAUGGCAAUGCUUGCUGGAAAGACUAUGGCCAAGACAGGAAUUUUUCUCGAAGCUUUUCUCUUUAAUUCUCCAUUCCUUUCUGCUCCGAUUGAGAGAAUUAAAGAUAAGAAAGUGAAACAAGGGAUCCGAAUUGCAAGCAGUUUUAUCGCUGCAGGAUUCACUGUUGCUCUGAAGGCUCGGCAGCGGAGGAAUCUAUCAGAAGAUCCGUUUAUGGCUUUGUCUGCGUGGGUCCCAUGUUUAUUUGUUCAUCCGGAUGAUCACAUUUGCUCGGAGUAUAUUGGGUAUUUUGAACACAGGAAGAAGAUGGAGGAGAUUGGAGCAGGAGUUGUCGAGAGGUUGGCGACCCAGAACUCACUUGGGGGUCUUGUUAUGAGUGCGAUGGGGAAGGAGUCAGAAGAGCCGCUGCACCUCAUUCCUUCGGCAAAUCUAGUAGUUAAUUUAUUUCCUGCUCAAGACAUGAAACAAGCUCAUGGAAUUCACCAGUGGUGGAGACCUGAUCUGAACUUGCAGUCUAAGGUUUACAGCUACAGAUAGUGCUAGUCACAGUUUGUUGGGAUUUACCUUGUGUUUGGGGCACUGGUGGAUUGUUUUUUGGAUUACUUUGUAAUGGGUGAUGAUGAAGCAUUUAUGUUCCUAUGUAUUCCCCUGUUCAAUUUGUCUGAGACAUGUAAACUUUGAUGUAUUGGUUGUGGUAAAACUGAGAGUACCCCUUUGUCAAUACUUUGUGUAUUAGAGAUUCAUCUCGUGUUUGCAUUUA